Messenger RNA from Cylicocyclus nassatus, 763 nucleotides. The record is from the annotation of a GenBank genome assembly. Lineage: Eukaryota; Metazoa; Nematoda; Chromadorea; Rhabditida; Strongylidae.
AUGAUUCAACAAAUGCAAGUCAGAUGUCCUGAUUGCCGCGGCGAAGGUACUAGAAUCCCAGAGUCCGACCGAUCUCACUGUAAAGGAGAGAAAAGCGAGGAAGUAGAGAAGAUACUUGAGGUUCACGUAGAACCAGGAGUGAAGCACAAUGACAAGACCAAUUCCCUCGUGAAGGAGAUCAGUCUGACCCAGACAUUGACGGGUGAUCUUGUUAUUGUUAUACAAGUGAAACCACCUGACGUAUUUGAAAGGGAGGGCGAUGAUCUCAUUGCGAAAAAAACUAUAUCGCUGAACGAAGCUCUAUGCGGGCAUAAAAUCCCAUUGGAACAUCUUGACGGCCGUACUUUGAUUUUGAAGAAUAAGCCAGGAGACAUCCAAACCCCAGCCUUCCCAAAUGAUCACUUUUUGGAAGACGACACGAAGUACAAGAUGAUUGAAACCGCAUUCCCACCAGUCAGGAAAGUUGCAUAUCCGUCGAAUUGUGAAGAGGUGUCUUUGAUGGAAUACGAUGAGAAGCGGUAUCGUGGCGGCAGAGGAGGAGGACAAGCUUAUGAAGAAGACGGAUCGGAUGAAGAAAUGGGUGGUCAUCACGGGCCUCAGGUGCAAUGUGCACAAAGCUAGAGUCAUUCUCAAAUCUUCUCGUUUUUUUCUUAUUUUCUUUCGAAUCAUUUGGCGAUACUAUGCUUUGAUUGUGGUCUUUAGAUACUAAUGACUUGGUGAAAUUGUAUUCAGUAGUUAUUCGAAUGAAUGUGCUGUUUAACGC